CUUCGUCUUCUGUUCCUUCCGAUUUUGAUUGAAGUGUCAUUCGUUCGUUAGUGUAAUCGGAGGAACGAAAAACAUCAUUUGAAAAGAAAAUUAGCGACAACUGCUGUAACAACGAUUGGCACAGUGCCAAAGCCAAAGCCAACAUCAAUUGGAUACACGACGAAAUACAAACACAAACGCCAAGCAUUACUGUUCCGGACUGCCACAGCGUUGAUGGAUUGCGUUCGAUUUGAUUUGAUUCGAUUCGAUUCGGCAGAUUCCUUCCUACCGAGCCUAACAUUCGAGACUAAACCACAAGGGAAACCGACGGUGCAUUCGGUCCCUCGAAUGGCGACUGGGGUUCCGGUUUUCCCGCCGGCCCGGACCCUGGCCUUCCACGACGGAUGUUUUGCCGAGAGCGGCAAAAACCGGAGCUUCGGGGGCGAGGCAGAGGCCGAUGCUGCGGGGGAGGCUUCUUCUGGUGCCGUAGCGCUGGAGUGUCCGAGCCGAAGCUUCCCGGAGGAAUACUUCCGAUGCGGUCCCCGGCUUUCCUCGAUGGAAUCGGUUGACACGCUGCACCAGGCAUUGGCCGGAAUCGCCCUGGCCGUGGCGAUAGCCGUAGCCCUGGUGGUUGCGUUCUUGCCAGAAAAGAGAAGAUGGCGGUGGCUGCAAGGACAGAAAAAACAAAAACUACGACGACAAGAAGAAGGACGCCACACCGAGCCAAACUCUCGGGGGGAAGGAACGCGGUGCCGCUCGAUCGAUGCUUCCGGCGACCCCCGGACGGCGGCAAAGAAGGAGUUCCUGUCGAGGGCAGGGGACGAUUACGGGUACGGGGGAUCCCAGCUCGGGCACAUAGACGGCUGGAGGCCGAGGGAAUUCCCGGCGCUGCAGACGCCGAUUGGCCAUUCGGAGCAGCGGACGCAGGGCCGGGAAGGAGGGAUUGCUGACGGUCACAGCGAUUGCGAGAGCAGCAAGAGCCACAACGACAACGGCACGGCCUUUGAGCGGGAAGUCUACCUGGACUACGCGGGGGCCGCCCUGCCGUCGAGGUCCCAGCUGGAACGAGCCUUUGCCGCGGCCUCCGCCGGGCCGGUCCUGGCCAACCCCCACUCCUCGGGGCCGGCCGCGAGCCGGGCUUCCGAGGACAUCGAGAAAUCCCGGCGAAGGGUCCUGGAACACCUUGGGGCAAGCCCCGGGAGGUACGCCUCGCUCCGCCUGCCGGAAGGCCCCCGCUCCGGACAGGACAUUAGCCCGCAACCGCCGUCCGCCAUGGACGUCCACCCCGGGUACGAGGUCCUCUUCACACCGGGGGCCACCGAGGCCUUUCGGACAGUGGCGGAGCGGUUUCCGUGGAGGCCCGGCGGCGUCGAUCGCGGUGGCGGUGGUGGUGGCAACGAAGAGAAGCGAUCGAUCUUUGCCUUCGUUUCCAACUCGCACAACUCGGUGGUGGGAAUGAGGGCGGUUGCCCUCCGGAAGGGGGCCGCCUUUUGCUGUCUUACUCCUGAAGAACUCCAGCAACUGACCUCGGUGGGGGACUUUGAGCGGCUGGAAGACCGGGUGCUCGAGAACCACAGCGUCGAAAAGAAAUGCCAAAACAAUAACGACAACGACAAACCCCACAACACCAACGGCCCGAGAAAAGGAUGCGGCAGACACGGAAUGCGUGAGCACCGCCGCCACCUGCUGGUCUUUCCCUCGGAGUGCAACUUUGGUGGCGACCGGCCCGACGCGAAAUCCAUCCUCGCGGCCGCACGGAAGAGCGGGUGGCACACGAUGCUCGACAUUGCCAAGCACGCCGCCACGGACGAGGUCCGCCUCAACCAGCUGGAUCCAGACUUUGCCGCCCUGUCCUUCUACAAGCUCUUUGGCCAUCCCACCGGGCUGGGGGCCCUCCUGGUGCGUAGGCCGUCGGUGGAGGUCCUGCUGGAAGCAUCGACCGUUGGUGGGGGGCACUACCAGGGGGGUGGAUCGGUCGACCUGGUGCUGCCCUUUCGGGGCUACACGGUGCCAAAGCCGGGCCUCGCGUCCCUGGCCAGCGGGACCUGCCACUUUCGGGGAAUUGCCGACCUCUCGCACGGCUUUGACGCGCUCGAAAGGCUAGGGGGAAUGCCCGCGGUCCACAGGCACGCGGUGUCGCUGGCGGGGGAGCUGGCGAGGCGUCUCUCCGAGAUGAGGCACGCCAACGGAAGAAUGGUGGUCCGAAUCUACGGGGCCUGGGCUGGCCGGGGAGGGGAGCACCGCCAGAACAACGGCAUCGGGCCGACCGUUGCCCUAAACGUGGUCCGCAGCGAUGGAAGUCCGGUGGGAUACAGCGAGGUCUCCAAGCUGGCCUCCCUGCACAGGCCCCCCAUCCAGCUCCGAACGGGGUGCUUCUGCAACCCGGGGGCCUGCCAGCGGGCCCUGGGGGUGGGGGAAGAAACGGCCCUAGAACACUACCGAACCACCGGCCACGUCUGCGGGGACCACAUCGAUCUCGACGGUGGAACCCCCACGGGGGCCGUUCGUGUGAGCUUUGGGAAGGACAGCCUCUGGGAGGACAUGGACGUCUUUGUCCGGUUUCUGGAGACCACCUUUCGGAACCACAACCCAGAAACGAGCCCGGUGGUUACAGGUGGAAAUGCUCCGGGCCACUGCGAACCAAAGUCCGGACCCGAGGAGAGCAAGGUGAGCGUGUCCGAGCUCUACCUUUUCCCGAUCAAGAGCUGCGCGGCCCAGAGGGCACCAAAAUGGCCACUGGUCCUCCCCUCUGGAAAGCUGAGGUACGACCGGGAGUUUGCCCUCGUGGACAGGUCGGGAACCGUCCUCCGCCUCCAGAAGCACCCGAAGCUCGGGCUCGUCUCCCCGGUCGUGGACCUCGAGGCGGGAACCAUGACCGUCUCCGCUCCGGGGUGCGAGGACCUCGUCGUCGGCCUGUCCGAAACCCUGUACCACGGGGGCGAAAACGCCGUCCGGGUCUGCGGGGACACCUGCGGUGGGAGGGUCUGGGGGGAUGCCUCCGUUUCGGACUGGUUCGCCUCCUUCCUAGGAAUCGAGUGCUGGCUCGCCCGCUACGACUCUUCUCUUGCCACCGACAGAGUCAUCAAAGACCGCCCCGGGUUUUCCAACGAGCAACCCAUCCUGCUGGUCUCCGAGUCCGCGGUGGCGACGCUGAACGGGGUGCUCUCGGAGCAGGACCAGCCGCCCUGUACCGCGAAGCGGUUCCGGGCCAACAUUGUGGUCAAGGGUCACACCACCAGAGGUGGGCACCCGGCCUCGGACCGCUGCCACGGCCACGCGGAGGACGAGUGGAAGACCGUCCGCCUGUCACGAAACCACCGCCUCGAGUUUUCCGUCGAGGGCGACUGCCCGAGGUGUGCCAUGGUGGACUACGAUCCGGAGACGGGCCAGAAGGGAAAGACCCUCCGGGCGCUGGCCUCGUAUCGGAGACGGAACAACGGGCGCAUCGUCUUUGGAAUCUUUCUGAGAGCAUCCGAGGGGAUCCUGCCCGACACGAGCAGCCUGGGCGCUGGCAACGGGGAUCGAGGAGAAGAAGGAUCCGACGCCGGCACGAUUUGGAUUCGAGAGGGGGAUACGUUAGAGUGCAAGCGAUGAUUUGCAAGUAAUGCUAUAGAAGAAAAAAAUAGAGAUACUAGCUACGG
Pseudo-nitzschia multistriata is the source of this 3620-nucleotide messenger RNA. Lineage: Eukaryota; Bacillariophyta; Bacillariophyceae; Bacillariales; Bacillariaceae. The record is from the annotation of a GenBank genome assembly.